Molecule: messenger RNA, 2759 nt
Organism: Cuscuta campestris
Lineage: Eukaryota; Viridiplantae; Streptophyta; Magnoliopsida; Solanales; Convolvulaceae
Source: the annotation of a GenBank genome assembly
AUGUUAAGACAAAUCAAACAAGAUCACACAUGACUAUAUUUAGCCUUACACAUUGAGAGAAUUUGAUGAAUCAAAGUGCUUAGAUAAACAGUUCCAAAAGUCUCCCCAAAUGAGGUAGUAUGUUUUUUGGGCAUGGCUUUUAUGGGUCGGACCGUAGGGGAACUAAAAUAAUCCCUAGAAUACCAUUUCUUCUUCACAAGCAAUGCAGUUCCUCUCUUCCCCAGCUCUGUUCCAUUCCCCCAAUUCUCUCUCUUUUCCGCCGCCUCUGCGCCGCCGAUUACCAUUCAGCAACCAAGCCACCGGUUCGGCUCCGGCAUCUCUCUUCACUGCUCAGCCACUCGCCUUUUCCAGCGUCUGCCAGCCACCCGUUCCUUCACUGCACUGCAAUGGUAUUAAUGAGAUUUUGGAAACUGGUGCUGUGAAAGAACUGGAAUUUGUAGACAUUGGAUAUGUAUGUAGUGCUCAUGGGCUUCAAGGUGAGGUUAGGGUGAAGCCUGCCACAGAUUUUCCUGAACUGCGAUUUUGUAAGCCAGGAAGGCGGUGGCUGAGGCAACAAUUUUCAGGGAAGCAGAUCAUCCAAGAAUUUGAGCUGGUUGAGGGAAGGGGGCAUCCCGGGCAGAAGAGUUGGAUAGUUAAAUUUAAUGAAAUCAACACAGUAGAACAGGCACAAAAACUAGUUGGAUCAACCGUACUUGUAGCUGACAAUGAUAGACCAGUUUUGCAGGAAGGUGAAUUUUAUACUCGUGACCUUGUUGGCAUGAGAGUUAUUCUUAAGGAAACUGGAGAGUUAGUGGGAACUGUUAAUAAUGUUUUCAACACUGGAGCAAAUGAUCUUCUUCAUGUUGAACUCGAAUCAUCUUUUGGUUCACCUCGUCAAUCCGGGAAGCCAUUGAGGGAAGCGGGUGCUUCUGGUCGCCUUGUUUGGGUUCCUUUCGUAGAAUCGAUUGUUCCAGAUGUUGACUUAAGUAAAAAGGAAAUGUUGAUCACGCCUCCAAAGGGUCUCCUAGAAUUAAAUAUCCGCUCUCAUGAGAGACCUAAGAAAGAAAGGCGCCAGCUUGAGUGGAAAGAAAGAAGGAAGUUUCAAAGACACCUUAUACAAGCCAAGAAGAAACUGCAUGAAAUGGAGCAACACCAUGUUUUUCAUGGGUUCAAGUGGAGCUUUCCCGACUUCGUAAGAACAUCCAAAGCAAGUCAUACACUAAAAGUCUCAGAAGAAUUAUGUUAUAGUGGAAAAGGGGAGCAUUCUGAGCGGGGUCAACAUCUCAUUUCUUCUGGGAAGGCUGCUCUUGUUUUGUCUACUCCUCAAAAUGACUCGGAUAACAAUAUGGAAGAUAACAAUAUGGAAGAAACAUAUCAGCAUCUAAAAGCAUUGCUAAAUGAUGAUGAAAGAUUGAUCAGGGUGGAGGAUCGUUCAUCUGUGCCUUUGGUAUUGAUCUGUCCUGCUCAUUCUGUUGAUUCUCUAAAAGAGCUGUUUAUGAAUAACGAUUUUUUCUCUUUUGACUCAGAGAAGGUCUGGUUCUUGCCAGAAGAAAAGCUUCCCGUUGUUAGUAUUUCAAAUGAAGAAAACAAACACAAGAUCUUGAUGAAAUCGCCAUGGGAAAUCCUCCAAAGGCCAGUUGGACCCGGAGGCAUUGUUGACGUAUUGUCAUCUCACAAUCUAUUUCAAAAUCUACAUGAGAUGAAUGUUGACUAUAUUCAGGCAAGGGAAUGCCAUUUGACAAUAUUACCCUUUCGUAGAAGAAAGAAUCAGAUUUUUCUACUCUCAACCAUUGAAAUUGCAUUUCAGAUAUGUUCUCCCAAUCACGGAUACAAAAACCAGCAGAUGCUACUUGGUUUCACCGACUCAUGCAAAGCAAACGUGGGAAUACAGUUCAAAGACGCGAAUGACACAGAGGACGCGAAUGACACAGAGGACGAAUUGAACAUGGUCUUCGACAUUGGUUUCAUGGAGAAGUUGGCCAAGCAGAUGGAGAAACUCCAGUUCCACACCAUCCUAAAGCCGAACGGGCAUUGCGAGUUGGUGGACAACGAGUGGGUUGGUGUCGUCACCCCCUCCUUGCCUAACUCGUGUGAGUUUCGUUGCUCCCUUCUCAGUUGCGUGCACGUUUGUAGCCCUACUAAGAGGCGUGAUGAUUUAUACCCAACCUAUCUGCAGCUUUUGGAUGAUGAUUUCUAAACAUGCAUCACCAUCUGAUCUCCUUCGCAUCUUCCUCUUAUCUCUUUCGUGUUUCAAUUUCUGCUUCAUUCAAUUUCAUGAGAUUAAAAAUCGCAAUCAAGGAUGAAAAUUUUCCCAGUAUGACUGAAAUACGCUGUUGAAUUCAAAAUAUUCACCAUCUUUCGGCUGAGAUUGCGGUUAGAGCUUCAAGUUUUCUCUUUUACAGAACAGAUUUGAAUUCAAUUUUUAUGUAAAUUUGUGGAUUGCCUGUGGUAUCUGAUGCCCGGUAUGAUUUGGGUUGCCGGAUGUCUCGUUUUUAUGGCAGAUAUGAACUGGAAACAGAAACGGGUCUUUGCGACACAGUUUGCUUCAUUUACGAUUAGCUCUCUGUUACUAUAACACCGUUUACAUUCAUUUCUAUAAUGCAAAAUAUAUACAUUCAAACUAUUUUCUUAUAUAGAAUUGUUUACAUUGGAUAGUUCUGAUUAAAUUGAAGGUUCAGAGAUCUUUUGGAAUGGGGAGCUAUGUGGAGACGAUCACGGCUGACGCACCAUGUUUUUAAUUGAUAAAGGCGGCUAUCAGCGAAUAUAUUCGUUUUGUUCGG